Messenger RNA from Cercocebus atys (sooty mangabey), 1937 nucleotides. RefSeq names its product cell division cycle 123 (gene CDC123). The record is from RefSeq and is a predicted model, not a curated record. Lineage: Eukaryota; Metazoa; Chordata; Mammalia; Primates; Cercopithecidae. Gene Ontology annotation, cellular component: cytoplasm.
GGACCGGAAGAGUCCUGGAACCAAAAUAGCUCGGUGGGCACUUCCGGGGCCGGAGCCCAGGGUUCCGGGAGGGUGCAAGCAGGAGAGGGAAAGGCAGCGGCGGCGGCAGCUGGAGAAUGAAGAAGGAGCAUGUGCUGCACUGCCAGUUCUCCGCGUGGUACCCGCUCUUCCGAGGCGUUACCAUCAAGAGUGUCAUUCUUCCACUUCCUCAGAAUGUGAAGGAUUAUUUACUCGAUGAUGGAACUCUGGUGGUUUCAGGAAGGGACGAUCCACCAACACAUUCUCAGCCAGACAGUGAUGAUGAAGCAGAAGAAAUACAGUGGUCUGAUGAUGAGAACACAGCCACGCUUACGGCACCAGAAUUUCCUGAGUUUGCCACUCAAGUCCAGGAAGCUAUCAAUUCCCUCGGGGGCAGUGUCUUUCCUAAGCUUAACUGGAGUGCCCCAAGGGAUGCGUAUUGGAUAGCAAUGAAUAGUUCUCUGAAAUGUAAAACCCUCAGUGAUAUCUUUCUACUUUUCAAGAGUUCUGAUUUCAUCACUCGUGACUUCACUCAGCCGUUUAUUCAUUGUACUGAUGAUUCUCCAGAUCCAUGUAUAGAAUAUGAGCUUGUUCUCCGAAAAUGGUGUGAAUUGAUUCCUGGCGCUGAGUUUCGAUGUUUUGUCAAGGAAAACAAGCUUAUUGGUAUUUCUCAAAGAGACUACACACAAUACUAUGAUCAUAUUUCUAAACAAAAGGAAGAAAUUUGCAGAUGUAUACAAGACUUUUUCAAGAAACACAUACAGUACAAAUUCUUAGAUGAAGACUUUGUGUUCGAUAUAUACAGAGACAGUAGGGUAAGUAAAAACUGUCUGAUAUGCUUUAAAAUAAGAGCUGGUUUUAUAAGCAGGCAGAGCAUGCCUUUGCUAUGUGUGUUUCUUCUUUGUACAGGAUUCCCCGCUUUCCGUUGCACCAACAGUGAAGUGACAGUCCAGCCCAGCCCCUAUUUGAGUUACCCGCCCAAGGAGCUUGUAGACCUGUCUACAGGGGAGGAUGCUCACAAGCUAAUAGACUGUCCUUAAGCUCGGUAAAGUCCUAUGUGCAUCUUAGUAUGCUGGCCGUCUUUUCAAAUAGACCUUCAAAUUGGCUUUUAUAUAAUAUUUCACUGGAAUCCUGUAGCACCUAGACUUUGAUGCUUAUGAAUGGAGCUGAGUUACUGAGUUAGGUCAUUUUCUAAUUAAAUAUAAAAUAGGAGCUGAAGGCAUAAUUUAUUGAUUAGAGUGACAGAAAAUGUUUUUAUGCUGUAUAUGCCUUUUGAACAUUUUUCAAAAUACUUGUAACUGUGAAGAAAGUGUGUAUAUUGUUAGAGGGCUGCACGGAGAGCAAGUCUCUGCUCUGGUGGUGAUUUUACUCAAGAGGGAAUGUGAAUAUUUAUACUUCUGUGUGGAUUUCUGUGUAGGAGUUUCUGUAUGUAUGGAAGAAAGAGAAGAAAAUACUCAAGUACCUGAGGAUAAUUUGCUCAGGAGUCAAAGUGAUAAACUAGUUUAAUGAAUUAAAGCAUGGUUUUCCAUGACAAUUUUUAAUCACAUCUUUGCCAAGACCUCUGGAAAAUUACACCUGCUGAGCAGAUAUCCCAAGGAGCAUGUGCUAUUUUAAUGUCCCCUUGGUUUUCUUUGGCAGAAGAGAAAUCAGCAAGAGGACGACUGAUGAGCGUGCUGGAGCUGGAGAAGAGGAGGCCCCGCCCCGCCCCGCCGCUCGGGAGCUGCUCAUCAGCCGCAGCUUCCUGCCAACCCUGAUGCGGGCGGGCCGGGCAGUGUGGACAUCAGCCGCUUUUUAUAUUCAUGUACAUCACCUGGGGAAAAAAACAGAGGGACUUUGCUACUUGUAAAAAUAACAUAAUAAAUAGAUCUUAAGCAUAGGAAAUCAUACUGUUCUGAUAAUAAAAUGCUUUCUAUGAAAUA